Molecule: messenger RNA, 2291 nt
Organism: Clupea harengus (Atlantic herring)
Lineage: Eukaryota; Metazoa; Chordata; Actinopteri; Clupeiformes; Clupeidae
Gene: swap70b
Product: switching B cell complex subunit SWAP70b
Exons: 7
Coding region: 200-1222 (340 amino acids)
Cellular component (GO): nucleus; cytoplasm
Molecular function (GO): calcium ion binding
Source: RefSeq, a predicted model, not a curated record
AAUCGAGUAGCAUAUGGUACAUUUUAUUGUACAAAAUUGUAUACAUAAAUGUCUACACCGAUUUCAAAUGUUUUGAAUAUUUAUAAUAUCAUAUGUUGUCAAAAUACACCAGUCAUAUAUUUACUACAUGUGAAUGUCAUCUUGCAUUUGUUAUUAUUUUAAAAGCUACAUGACUAUUCCUAAUACAUUUGAUAUAUAGAUGACCCAAGCAAAACUCUCUUUCUCACAACAGUCCUUGCCAGACAAGGAAGGAAAGAAGUGUCUGCUUUACAUUAAAUGUUCAGAGAAGAGCUUUGAGAUCAGUGUGUCAGACAAGAAGAAGAAACAAGAAUGGAUCCAGGGCAUCCAGACGUGUGUCCUGCUACUGAAGCUGGGUCGCCCGGCGCCACACCGCGAGGCCCGGCAGAAGCGGCGCGAGCUGCGGCAGAAGCAGCAGGCAGAGCACGAGGAGCUGGAGCAGCGCAUGCGCGAGCUGCAGGUGGCCAACGAGAACAAGCAGAGCGAACUGGAGUCCAUGAGGAAGAAACUGGAGGACGCAGCAGCUAAUGCCGUAGAGGAGGAGCGGAGGAGGCUGGAGACGCAGAAUGAGCUGGAGGGCCGCUACAGGGUCGACCUGGAGAAGGAGAAAAUGGUACGGCAGCAGAUGGAGGAGCAGGUGGCGCAGAAGUCCACUGAGCUGGAGCAGUACCUGCAGCGCGUACACGAGCUGGAGGAUAUGUACCAGCGUCUGCAGGAGGCGCUAGAUGAUGAGAGGCAGGCCAGGCAGGAUGAGGAGACCGUACGCAAACUCCAGUCUCGGCUGCUGGAGGAGGAGGUGACCAAGCGGGCGGAGCUGGAGGAGUUCCACCUGACGCAGCAGCGGGCGAUCUCCCAGACAGAGGCCGAGAAGCAGGAGCUGGAGCGCGAGCGUCUGGCCAAGGAGAGCGCCCUGGAUGACGCCAUGCAGCAGCUGCAGCUGCUCCAGAACGAGAGACACGAGGCCCUGCAACAAUACCAGGAAGUCAUGAAGAAACUUGAGGACGCCGCCAAUAACACCAAGAGCUGGAAGGACAAGGUGGCCCACCAUGAGGGUCUGAUCCGCAUCAUUCAGCCUGGCUCCAAGGGGCCACAGAAGAUCACCAACUGGGGGCCGGCUGCCUUCACUGAGAUCGAGCUGAGCCUGAGGCAGAAGGAAUGGCAGGACAAGAAGGGCAAGCCUGCUCAGACCGAGCAGGACCCGUAGACCGAACACCACACAGACCAGAACCAGAACUGAAAGAUAGAGGGAGACAGAGAGAGACGAAAGUCAGACCAACACCAGAACUACUAGAGAAAGAGGGGGACCAUCGCGCUGCCUAAUGCCUGAAUCUCCUGAUAGGGACCAACACCUGAACCCUCAGAAAGAGACUGUUUGACCAUAGGGCACAUUAAUCUGGAUCACAACAUCACAGUCCACAGAAGAAAAAGAACCAGCACCAUGUUUACUACCUGAAGACACCUAGAGACAGUCAAGUCAUCUAGACUAACCAGCACACACAGAAUGAGAGAGAGAGAGAGAGAGAAAAUGAGAGAGAGGGAGAGGGAGAGGGAGAGGGAGAGGGAGAGAGCGAGACCUUUAGACCCACUUGAACAUUGAGCCAACUGAACUGAGCUAAGAAGGUGUCUAGGUGACUGUUACUAUGCUGACUGACAACAUUCAAAUGUUGAGUGAGCAAAAGUACAAAUUAAUAAUAAAGUACAAAUUAGUUUUCUUUCCUUUACCAAAGUGAUAGUAUUAAAUCUAAUAUGAAAUGGUGAUGUGACAAACAUUUAUCAUUAAGUAAACACUUCUAAAUAACUGUUUUGUGUUUGCUAAUAUGCCAUUUUAUGGUUUGGUCUUAUUUAAUAUAUUUUCUUGGCUGGUAAAAUAGACAGGAAAAAAGAGGGCAUUGUCUCUGCAGCAUCGUCAUUGACUCUUACUGAAGUCAUACCUGAGACAAACUAAUACACAUGGAAGGGAGAUAUUUGUUAAAUACGUUUUUGUAGAAGUAUUUCAUUUUCAUGUUUACCUACCUUAGUGAGAAUGACUGUUAAAUGAAUAGCAUUCUGUAACAACUGUUGCCUUACCCAAGUGUACAUGGAAAAGCCUUCUGCUAAGUUGUCACAUUAUCUCUAACCAAUGCCUUAGGGUUCGUGCUGGUUCAGCUUCUACUCUGCUGGCACCUCAUUUCAGACUAACAGUGUAACGUUGUUGUAAUAUUCGACUGUCAGAUUUUGUAAGACCCAAGACACAACAUUUACUUGUAUAAAAGUGUAAUAAACACACAGAUACA